This is a messenger RNA of Penicillium malachiteum, 1119 nucleotides long. It is a transcript of the gene fgaOx3, whose product is annotated as chanoclavine-I aldehyde reductase easA. The record is from RefSeq and is a predicted model, not a curated record. Bases 1 to 1119 code for a protein of 372 amino acids. NCBI's taxonomy places the organism in Eukaryota, Fungi, Ascomycota, Eurotiomycetes, Eurotiales, Aspergillaceae. Gene Ontology annotation, molecular function: FMN binding; NADPH dehydrogenase activity. The transcript has a single exon.
AUGGCCCCGACGACAAGAUUCCGAGCCGAUCCCGCUGGGGUGCCGCUGCCAUUUGUGAAGGAAUACUAUGGCCAACGAGCCUCUGUUCCGGGGACCCUAAUCAUUACCGAAGCCACAGAUAUUUCCCCAGAAGCAACCGGAUCCGCGGACGUCCCAGGCAUCUGGACGACUGCACAGGUGGAAGCCUGGCGAGCCAUCGUUGAGCGCAUCCAUGCACAGGAAUCCUUUGUUUUCCUCCAGAUCUGGGCCACGGGCCGUGGCGCCGAGCCUGAGGUUGUGGCGAACAAUGGUAUCGACUUCGUCUCUAGCAGCGCGAUCGCUGUUAACGAGUCAUCGCCGAUCCCACGCGCCUUGACUGAGGAUGAAAUCCAGCAGUACAUCAAGCAGUUUGCGGAGGCGGCGUGCCGGGCCAUUGAGGAGGCUGGGUUUGACGGGGUUGAGAUCCACGGCGCUAAUGGGUAUCUGAUCGAUCAGUUUACCCAGCAGUCAAGCAAUUGGCGAACGGAUAGGUGGGGUGGCAAUGUUGAACGACGUUCCCGAUUCGCCAUCGAAGUGACCAAAGCCGUAGUUGAGGCAGUAGGGGCACAUCGAGUGGGCAUCAAGCUCUCCCCUUGGAGUCAGUAUCUCGGGAUGGGCACCAUGGAGGACCUGGUGGCCCAGUUUGAGGAUUUGAUCGGGCGUUUGCGGAACCUGGACAUUGCAUAUCUGCAUCUGGCCAACUCGCGAUGGUUGGAAGAUGACACCAACUCUCCGGAUCCUGAUCAUCAGGUGUUCGCGCGGGUAUGGGGCGACAGUAAGCCUUUGCUCUUGGCGGGCGGCUAUAACGCUGAAACGGCGCAAGAACUCCUCGACCAUCUCUACCACGAUCAGGACAACGUCGCCGUCGCUUUCGGCCGGUAUUUUAUCUCCACGCCAGACCUCCCAUUCCGCAUCAAGGCAGGCAUCGACAUAGCCAAAUACGACCGCGCCACCUUCUACACCUCGCUGACGAGAGAGGGAUAUUUGGACUAUCCAUUUUCUUCGGAAUUUUUGGCUGCGAACCCAAGCCCCAGACAUGGUAUCAUGACUACACCCCCUGUGCACAACACUGUCGACAAACCGCCUCACCCCUCAUCUUAA